UCUUCUCCUCCUCCCCGCCGCCGCCGCCGCCUCCUCCUCUUCGCCGCUCCCGCUCCCGCCGCCGCGCCACCGCCGUCAGCCAUGGCACCGAAGAAGGAGAAGGCCCCGGCGGCGUCGUCCAAGCCGGCCAAGUCCGGCGGCGGCAAGCAGAAGAAGAAGAAGUGGAGCAAGGGCAAGCAAAAGGAGAAGGUGAACAACGCGGUGCUGUUCGACCAGGCCACCUACGACAAGCUGCUCACCGAGGUGCCCAAGUACAAGCAGAUCACGCCCUCCGUCCUCUCCGAGCGCCUCAGGGCAUUCAUGCACACUACAAACCCGAUGAUCUCACCCUGCCUGUGUUUAUCCACCUGCAGAUCAACGGGUCUCUGGCACGCAGGGCUAUCAAGGACCUGAUGGAGAGGGGACUCAUCAGGAUGGUGUCAAUCCACUCCAGCCAGCAGAUCUUCACCAGGGCGACAAACACCUGAUUUAUCAUUAUCAUGUGUUCUGGGUCUGUUUUUAGUCCAGUAGACUGAGGUGUUGCUGUUACAUUCAAGUUCACUAUGUCCAGGGGGGCACACUGUGCCACCAGUAAUGUUGAAUUGCUUUUGAGUUUUGGUACACUUUAAGAUCGUUUUGUCAGCGCAAUGAAAUCUACCUCAUAUAUUGCCCUA
Molecule: messenger RNA, 653 nt
Organism: Triticum aestivum (bread wheat)
Lineage: Eukaryota; Viridiplantae; Streptophyta; Magnoliopsida; Poales; Poaceae
Product: 40S ribosomal protein S25-2
Exons: 3
Coding region: 82-393 (103 amino acids)
Source: RefSeq, a predicted model, not a curated record